Ichthyophthirius multifiliis is the source of this 879-nucleotide messenger RNA. Its product is annotated as tubulin-tyrosine ligase family protein, putative. Gene Ontology annotation, molecular function: ATP binding. Gene Ontology annotation, biological process: protein modification process. The transcript is spliced from 3 exons. The record is from RefSeq and is a predicted model, not a curated record. NCBI's taxonomy places the organism in Eukaryota, Ciliophora, Oligohymenophorea, Hymenostomatida.
AUGUUUUAUUCAUCAUAUAUUAAAAGGGAAAAUAAAUUUUUAGGAUUUUCAAUUCCUAGAGUACAUUAGAGUCUUUUUAAAGGAAAUAAUGUUUGGAUUAUAAAACCUGCGGAUAAUAAUAGAGGACGGGGAAUAUAAAUAUUUAAUAAUUUAUAAUAAUUAAAUAAGAUUUUAUAGGAAUAUUAGGAAAAACAUAUAUAAAUGAUUUAAUCUUAAAUAUAAAAGGAAAAUAUUUAUAACCUUUUUAAGAAAAAAAAUAAUCAAAUUUCUAAAUUUGUAAUCCAAAAAUAUAUUGAAGAACCUUUUUUAAUUAAUGAAAGAAAAUUCGAUAUUAGAAUAUGGAAUUCUUUGAAAAAUAAUAUAAUUCAUUUAACUAAUAAUGCGAUAUAAUAGAAUUCUAAAAAAUAUGGAUAAUAAGAAUAAGGGAAUUAACUUUCUUUUGAAUAAUUUUAGAAUUAUUUAAAAUAGAAAAAUAUAAAUAUAAAUUUUUAGAUGAAAAUAAUUUAAAGAAUUAAGGAAAUAAUAUCUCUAAGUUUUAAUUCUGUUAAAAAUAAAAUUAAUAUUUUAGAAAGAAAAUAUUGCUUUGAAAUCUUCGGAUAUGAUUUUAUUAUUGAUAAUUAUUUUAAUACUUGGCUUAUUGAAGUUAACACCAAUCCUUGUUUAGAAUAAUCAAGUGAAAUUGUAUCUAAUUUAUUAAAAAGAAUGUUAGACGAUGCUUUUAAAUUAACUAUUGAUGUUCAUUAUCCUAAAGUUAAAUUUAAAUAAUAGUAAUAGGUUUAUCCAGUUAAAAAUUAUAAUGAUAGAUAUAAUAUGUGGGAAUAAAUAAUACCUAAUAGUUAUUAAAGUUUAAAAAUUCAUACUUUUAAUUUAAAAAAAUGA